Messenger RNA from Teleopsis dalmanni, 1042 nucleotides. Its product is annotated as THUMP domain-containing protein 1 homolog. Bases 89 to 955 code for a protein of 288 amino acids. Gene Ontology annotation, biological process: tRNA modification. The transcript has a single exon. The record is from RefSeq and is a predicted model, not a curated record. NCBI's taxonomy places the organism in Eukaryota, Metazoa, Arthropoda, Insecta, Diptera, Diopsidae. Gene Ontology annotation, molecular function: RNA binding.
UAAUCUCUGUUGCAAUAAUUUAUUCUAUGGUUGCCAAAGUGACAUUAGUUGUAUUCCAAACUCAAUUUUUUACAAUAAAGUUUAUAUUAUGGGUGACGAGCCAUCAAAUAAAAAACUUAAAGUAUCAUCAAAUAACUUUAAGCAUUAUUUUAAAAACCAGAAGAAGAAAUACUGCUUGGAGAUAGGUUCACGUGGCUUUUUAGCCACCUGCAAUUUUAAAACAAAGGAGUGUAUUAGAGAGUGUUAUAAUAUUCUAAAUCAUUAUGCAGACGAAUUAUAUGGUACUGAAGAUGGUGUAAAAUUGAAUGAGGAUGAACAAAGCGAAAAAAUUGGAGAUGAUAUUGCAGAUUGCCUACAGAAAGAAAUAUCCGUUACAAAAGAUAAGGACCAACAACAAAAAAGAUGUCGAUUUCAAGCAGUUGAUACAGGUGCUUCGAAUUGCAUAUUUAUACGUACAACAGUCGCAAAUCCGAUAGAAUUGGGUGCCCAUAUUGCUAUGGAUUUAAAAGAAAAAGGAGCUCAAAAGUGCCGUUUUUUACAACGUCUCGUUCCAAUUGAAAUCGUAUGCCGUGCAAACUUGAAAGAUAUUUUAAGCGCCGCCGGCAAGUUAUUUGAUAAGUAUUUUUUGAAAGAAAGCUGUACAUUUGCCAUAAGUUUCAAUCGACGAUUUAAUAAUUCUAUUGAUCGGGACGAGACUAUAAGGGAGCUGGCAGUAUUAAUUCAAUCUAAAAACGCUAAAAACCAAGUCGACCUGAAGUUCGCCUUAAAAACUGUUAUUGUCGAAAUCAUUAAAGGUCUUUGCUGUCUUUCAGUUAUCGAAAAUUAUUACAAGCUCAGGAAGUAUAAUUUAAUUGAGUUAACCAAAUUAUCUGAAAAUGUAAAUUCUGAAGAGCAUACCUCCAUUGACUCCAAUAACAUUAAAGAAAGUACAAAUGAAUCCGUUUCAACUGUUUGACAAUAUUAUACGUUUUUACAUAAAUGAUGUAGGUGUUAAAUAAAAAUAAAUUCAAAAGAAUAUUUUCUUAAAAAAACUUUUAUUUUU